Messenger RNA from Aspergillus melleus, 648 nucleotides. RefSeq lists its product as uncharacterized. Lineage: Eukaryota; Fungi; Ascomycota; Eurotiomycetes; Eurotiales; Aspergillaceae. The transcript has a single exon. The coding region runs from base 214 to 648 and encodes 144 amino acids. The record is from RefSeq and is a predicted model, not a curated record.
UUGAUUGUAUACAAGUACGCGCCGAGCUAUUUAUAUCAAUCUAGGCAUGCUUGCGCAGGCUCUCCUCUCCCCGGCGAGCCAGAGCCUGGCAAGUGAACAUAAAAGGAGACAUACGCCCAUGACUUCAAAGACACAAAUCAAACCUCAGAAUUGAUUUUUCCUCUUUUCUUUUUUCUUUUUGCUCAUUUCUCGACAAACGCUGCCUUAGAGACCAUGGCCAUUGAACUCAUCGCUCGCGAUUUGGUAUAUUCCGCAAUCCCUGACCUCCUCACCGGACCUGGCGAAACAACGACAGACACGACUCACAACUUGGAAUUCAAGGGGACACUCGUGCGUUGGAAAUCGUUUGCAGACGAGGUUCGCACCGUAUCUGAUAGUGUGCGGUGGCGCCACUUCCCAUCUGUCAUUGCAUAUGCACCCCCAGCACAACAUGCGGGUCCACAUCACACAUGCUCAGAGCAGCUUUACUGUGGAGAUGAACAAAGCGUUGUUGCUCGGUUCGGCCAGAACGUGAGCCAUGCGAUGAGCGCCGUCUUCCGCACUCUGGGUUUUCCCGGCAGGUUUGGGGAUUACAAAUCAUGUGUGGGCACCAGUCUCGGGCCAAUGGUUCCCGAUAUUGUGGUGCGUAAUGGUGCGGGCGAACUGUAG